Messenger RNA from Aplysia californica (California sea hare), 912 nucleotides. RefSeq lists its product as uncharacterized. NCBI's taxonomy places the organism in Eukaryota, Metazoa, Mollusca, Gastropoda, Aplysiida, Aplysiidae. The transcript is spliced from 8 exons. Bases 97 to 834 code for a protein of 245 amino acids. The record is from RefSeq and is a predicted model, not a curated record.
UCUAUUCUGUAGUGUACUGUGACUACGCCGUAGUUCACACGACAAGAAAUAUUUCAGAAAGGUCAAACAUUUCACCUUUACGGUAGUUUUGGCAUUAUGAAAUCUCUUGCAUUUCUGGCAAGCUUUAUUGCAGUUGGACUGUAUGGUGUCAAGUCUCAAGUUGACGGCAUUCGACAGGCAGGCUAUUAUGAUCGCCCAAUAAUUGGACAGGAGGACCCCAUUGGGCCAGGUUUUUGGAAAAAUAAAUUUACUACUGUAGUUUCUCGGCGUGACAUAAGCGGCCUGGAUCAGACAUCACUGUUUGACGCCAUUUCAGAAUUACUGGUUAAAGCCAGACAAGGGAUAGAUGUAGGCGAGCUGGCAAAUGAAACUGAGCAGAUUAAACAAAUGGCCGCGGUCAUCAGAGGCGAAACUGGGGUAGCGGUCAAUUCCGAAAAAGUACACCAGAUCAUAAAUGACGUUGCGAGUACAUUCAACAGAGCCACCUCUAUCUCAGCUCUCUUCGAUGAUCCAAUGGACUUUCAGGUCAGCAAGAUGGACUCUGCCCUCCUCUUGUUGAAUGGGCUAGCGGCAAAAGCACAAGAGAUGCAAAAGUCCGGUGAACCGUUACAGGAUGUCAUGGCAGCCAUUGAAAUGACGUGUUCGGCUAUAGAGGAAGUCAGUGAAGACAUUGUAGGUAUUGAGAUAUUCUAUGGCGCACUGGAAAAUAGUAAGAAGGGGGAAGAGAAGAAAGAGCAAAAGCGAAAAGAAGAUGGACACUGGGAAGGCGGAGCAGGAUAUUCCCAGGAAUCAGGAUUCCACGUCGGAGUGAAGUACCGUUGGGGUAGACGCUAAAAGGCUGCAACACUCGCCAUUGACUUUCAAGGAUAUGACCAGAUAUUCUAAAUUCUAAAUAAACCAAAUGCAACUUCC